Messenger RNA from Corythoichthys intestinalis (scribbled pipefish), 3873 nucleotides. It is a transcript of the gene anln, whose product is annotated as anillin, actin binding protein. Lineage: Eukaryota; Metazoa; Chordata; Actinopteri; Syngnathiformes; Syngnathidae. Gene Ontology annotation, biological process: septin ring organization; actomyosin contractile ring assembly; mitotic cytokinesis. The record is from RefSeq and is a predicted model, not a curated record. The transcript is spliced from 23 exons. Bases 180 to 3308 code for a protein of 1042 amino acids. Gene Ontology annotation, cellular component: actomyosin contractile ring.
CCCAUGCGAUUGGUGGAACGGCCCCUGGCGAUCGACGGAUUCUGCGCAGAACGUCACCGGCGCUGAGAAUUCAAAUUUGAAAAGAAGUUGUCGUCACUACAAGUAGACGCGUAUGCUGUUGACUUUCUUCAUUGCGUCGUCCUGUCUUUUUGGACAUUUGACGGUGACUUGGGCACGGAAUGGAUCCUUUUACUGAGAAAUUGUUGGAGAGGACGAGGGCUCGCAGAGAGAACCUACAGAAAAAGAUGGCUGCCAGACCAAACGCCGCAGAGCGACAGAUGGCGAAAAGAACAAGAGAGCCUCUGACGGAUACUAAUGGACCGGUCGCUCGAGCCGUUAUCGAUGAAGUUCCUCAGACGUCCUCCAAACCUUCUCCAUCCAAGCGCAGGUGUUCUGCAGAAAAUGUGAAGCCCGUAGUAGAAAGCGGUCCUAUUCUUCCGGAUCCCCCGACAGACAAGAAACCCCCUACGGUCCCGGCGUGCGUCCGACCUAUACCUUCCGCGGUCGCGACGGACCCUGCUCCGCCUGCGGAGUUGAAGACUGUCCAGCUCGAGCCCCAAAAGAUGGCUACUCACCAGCGGACGACGUCAAAAGUUCCUGUUAGUCCCGCGAGGGAAGACCCAGAUUCGGUGGCCCCUGCCGCUGGUAUGAAGUCACGUCUGCAGAGGCUUGCUGAACAGAGGAAAUGCUGGGAUAGCGCCGACUCCGGCAGCACAGAUGCGACACCUCCGUCCCCGUCGAGAUCCGACGUCCGUCUCCCGACGUCCGCCGCGAGCCGAGGCGGACGGAGAGAAAGACUGGCCGUCCUCGCCGCGACCAUCGGAACUUGGGAAGACGACACGAGCCGUGUCGACGUUUCGAAAGAGAAAGAGCCCGACGCGGGUUUCGCUUCCGUACGGGCACGCGUCGUUUCCGUCAAGCGAAACGACGAGCGUUCGGCGGUCUCAAAUGGGGAUGCAAACAUGUCAAGCCCUGACAAAAGUGACACUCCUGCAACCAAAUCAGCACUCGAUUCAGUAACAAGUUCCCAUGGACCGCCAUCUUCGCAGUCAUCGUCUCAAAGCUCUGUAAAAAGUCCCGAUUUGGCCUCGGAUUCUCAAAAAGCAAAUAUGUCCGGCUCCGCUGUCCCGCAGGCAAAGAACGUUGCUCGUCCUCCAGAUCUGGACGGUAGAUGCUAUCAUUUUUCUGUUGGACGGCCAACAGGAGUCCAGGUGAAAUCCUUCCUGGACCGAUUUCAAGAGAGAUGCCAAGAGCACGCCAACUCCCCGGCGGGGGGGAACGACCGGUCGCCCGCGGUCCUUCGGUCGGCGACGCCGAGCAACACGCCCGUGCGAAACAGGUUUCUGGCCGCUCCGGCCGCCAAAACCGCCACGGCGGAUCUCGCCGAGAAACACAAGCUGGAACGCGAGUCUGAGCUCGCCCAGAUUCGUCGUUGCCACCAGAAGAAUCAUUUUUGGAAAAAUAAAGAUGAACAAUUGGUGGAGGAAAGGGCAGAACCCCACGCUGGGACCGUCUCUUCAGCAUAUACGGAAAAUCCUGAGAGAGCCGCGGACGGCGUCGUUGCCUCAGUUCGGCCAAAAGAUGAAUCGAAAUCCCAUUUGAUCGAAGCUGUGGAAUCCGAUCCUCCAGAUGACACCGAGACGCACGAGGACAAAUUUGGCGAGACGACAAAAGAAGACGACGGAAAGGCCGGAUGGCACGCCGACCGGUCCGUGGAUUCCGCGGUCAUCGACGAUCUGUUCGAGGGAGUUCUGGAGCAGGAGGAGGAAGACGCUUUGAAUAUCUCGUCCAUGUCCCUUCUUACGCCGGUGGCAGAAAGCGUGGCCGCUGUUGUCAAGAGUCCACAGAGGAGCGUGAUGACCUCGACUCCAGCGUGUUCUUUCUUGGAGAAGAAUGAGACGCCAGACGACGUGAGCCAACCUUCCAAAUUCCAGAGAGCCAAUAUAAGGAGUGUCCUAUCCGACAGUAUCGAGGAGGACCAUAAAUUACUUUAUAGUAUCGACGCCUAUAGGUCCGUUCGAUUGAAGGAGCCCGAGAAGGAGGCGCCGGUGAAAAAAGAUGCUCCUCGCAGAGCGGAGGAAGUGCGAGGACCCGCCUUGUUUAGCCUCAAACAGAAGUUGAAGAUUCUGACCAACGAGAUGAACCUGCAGCAAACCAUCAUCCACCAGGCCAGCCAGGCUCUCAACUGCUGCACCGAUGAGGAACACGGCAAAGGAUCCCAGGUGGAGGCUGAGGCAGAGAGACUCUUGCUGGUCGCCACUGAGAAAAGGGAGGCGCUCAAGACGGAGCUGCAGCGUCUGAAGGGCGAGGGUCAGAAAAAAGAGCCGACGGCGUCCGAGAGCGUCUCGCCCUCCGAGGGCUCCGUUUGCCUGCAGGAACUACGCCUGCCCCUCAAGGCGGACUUUGUUUGCUCCGCCGCAAACAAAGCGGAGUCCACCAAGCAUUCUUUCUUCCUCAUGAUUCGGGCCGGAGCCGAAAACACGGUGGCCACUCCCCUGGCGAGCACGCACCGCGGGCUCAGCGGGGACACCCUCACCUUCCCCACAAAGUUCAGCGUAUCCCAUGUCAGCAGUGAGUUUGCCAUUGAUCUUGAAGUCUAUUGUCUGAUUCAAAAGCGUGAAAUUGGUGGCGACAAGAAGAAGAAAGCCAGCAAGUCAAAGGCCAUAACGCCAAAGCGAUUUCUGGCCAUCACGAAAGGCGCCCAAACACCAGUUGUCGCGAGCCCAGGCGGCCCCGGCGCCGUUCGCACCAGCAACUUUGUCCUGGUGGGAUCUCACAAGCUGACGCUUUCUUCUAUUGGGGCAAAAAGGUUUCCUUUGGAAAAGGUCCCAUUUUUGUGUCCUUUGGAGGGCCACGUCUACCUCCAGAUGCUGUGCCAAGUCAGCAUGAAAGUGGAAGAAAAAGGUUUUCUGACCAUGUUUGAAGACGUCAGCGGAUUUGGAGCCUGGCACCGAAGGUGGUGCAUUUUAUCGGGAAAUUGCAUCUCCUACUGGACGUAUCCAAAUGAUGAAAAGACAAAGAAUCCCAUCGGCCGUAUCAACCUAGCCAAUUGUACCACUAAGAGUGUGGAACCGGUCAACCGAGAGUUUUGCGCCCGACCCAACACGUUCGAGCUGAUCACAAUCCGACCGCAAAGAGAGGACGACAAAGAGACUCUCGUUAGUCAUUGCAAGAACACCAUGUGCGUUACCAAAAACUGGCUGAGUACGGACACUAAAGAUGAGAGGAAUGUAUGGAUGAAGAAGCUGAACCAGGUUUUAAUGGAUUUGCGCAUGUGGCAACCAGAUGCCUGUUACAAGCCUCUGUAAUUAAAGCGGGGAGCGCAGACCGGCCGGCCCUUUUGGUAACAACGUGCAAUGGAAUUUACGUGCAUGCUAUCCUACAAUCUAUACGUCAUAGUCAAGUGUGGUUUGGUGGGAAGGGGAAAAAAUAAUGCACCAUGGCAAUACUACAAUAUAUUACGUUUUAUUCAACUUUAUUUUUUUUUAGCUUGAAUGAUUUCCUAAAGUCUGUUGAGUUCUAUGCGCACACAUAACUUUUUGCAAUGUGUGUUAAACCAUCAGCCGUCCGUUUCACACGGCGACCCUAUUUAUUUACCACGAUACAUAUUUUAGAAUGAAAUUGGCUUUAAGCGCACUUAGGAAUGGAUAUUCUGUGGCGCAGCGUUUGCUGAAAUAUAAAGCAAGUACAGUAUGUUCAUUUGAAGACCAACAGUUAUUUUGAGAAGGGGCCGUCCUUCCUUGUUCUUAUGUAUGGCGUGCGCUCGCAACAGCCUUCCGACUCCAUUUGGGUUUUACGUGACCGACGUCUCCGUUAUUCUUUGUUCGUGAAUGUCAACUCGAAGAAACAAAAUCCUUGUUUUUGGCAUGACUU